AUGUCAUGUCCUAGGCCGGACAAGUUGGGUCAUCCUGUAGACGGAAACAACAUGUGGGACCCGAGAAGCCCAGUGUGGCUUCGAAAGUCGAUAGCUGGUCAAGACUGGUCGUUGCAUCGAGUCAUGGCUAUCCUUAAUCUGGCAGUUUUUCCGCGAGCAGGUGAUGAUCUCACGAUCCCAGAAAAGCUGCGAGGGCAUGUGCAGGUAGCGCCAUACAAGGAUCUCGUAGACGGCUUGAGCUCCUCGAAAAUCCGGGCGAUGCUUCAGGACCCUUCAGCAGAGGCUCCUCCAUCUGAAGCACUUCAUCCAGUAAUUUGGGCACGUUUGCAGGAACAUGUGAAAAAGUUCGGCUCCAUCGCCGAAUCCAAGGAUGAUCCUGCAUGGAGCAGAGGUGAAGAGGAGGAUACCCUCGAAGCUCUUGGUCAAGGUGAUGUGUGGGACGACCCUGCAGCACACUAUGAUGCACAAGCUCCAAGUUCGUCAUCCCUUGAAGACAGACAGCAAUCCCCCACGGUGCGCUUGCGAAACUUCAACUCCUUUGCCAAGGCAGUUCUUCUGGAUCAGUUUCUGACGGAUGUCUUGAGACAAGCAGGUGGAGAGGGUCGGUCCCUGUCUGUUUUGGAUUUGGGCUGCGGUAAAGGAGGAGACCUCAAAAAACUCAUGAACUCUGGUGUCACCCACUACCGCGGCGUGGACGUGUCCUUCGCCUCGCUGGAGGUCUUCAUCCAGCGGCUCCAGGAGCUGAACACGGCAGGACCCAGGCAUGGUCUUUUGGGGCGCUCCAAGGGGCCAUUGCAAGUCACUCUGGUCCAUGCAGAUGCUUUUGGGCAGCGGCUGGACUUGAGGCACAACGGACAUGCGAAACUAGAGGGCAGACACUCUUGGUUUCACCUGGUGACCUCGCAGAUGGCAUGUCACUAUGCCUUCAAGUCACAGGAGUCUCUGGAGAUCAUGCUAGACAAUGUUGCUAGCAGCUUGUGUGCUGGCGGCUACUUUGUAGCAACUGUUCCGGACCCUUCCAGGAUCAUUGCCGCGCAGCGGGCCGCCCUGGCGCAGGGACAGCCGUUUGGCCGACUUGGAAAUCGGCUCUUUGGGAUCGAGUUUUCGGAAGAGGAGUGGUCCAAAGUGUCCUCCGCUUCAGCCCUUUGGGAAGCAUCCACUGCGGUGGCAAGUGACCGCCGUGCCUUUGGUGUGAUGUACACGUUUCAUUUGGUGGAUGCGGUUGACUCCUGUUUGGAACCGCUGGUCCAUUUUCCAAGCCUCAAGAUGCUGGCUGAAGCGAAGGGAUUGGAGCUUUGUCUUGCUCCGAUGCCGUUAAGCCAGCUGGUGCUGCGUGAAGGGAAAGCAGAGUUGGGACGACUUCGGCGCAUUUAUGCUUUUGCAGGCGGUAUUUCUUUAGAGUCAGCUGAGGCAAAGGAGCAGCGCGAGGCCAUGGAGUUCUACAUGGCGUUCGCCUUUCGCAAAAAAGAGGCACCAGGUUUGCCAACCUGUCACGAAGUGGCUGAGAGCCUUGGGCUUUCGUCGGAGCAAAGUCUUCCAACAAGUCCAGGGGACAUCGUGACCAACGAGCUGGCUGCUAACAGCGACCGGAGCCACGGAAAAGUUUGUGACCGCAGCAUCUCAAGCACAGUGGAGUUUCGUGCCACGGGGGUCGCUGUUCGUCUCGGGCGGAAGUUGCUGGCACGACUGAUCGAUGUAUCUUGGCCCAGGGCAUCAAGGGACUUUCUUUUGGUCAAGAAAUGGAUGAAACCCUGCAAUACCGCGGCAGCACAGUGGUUGAAUGCCAUCGAAAAGGAUACGACAAGACAGGUGGAAGAAGCUUAA
This is a messenger RNA of Cladocopium goreaui, 1824 nucleotides long. The record is from the annotation of a GenBank genome assembly. NCBI's taxonomy places the organism in Eukaryota, Dinophyceae, Suessiales, Symbiodiniaceae.